GGAAAGUUAUAUCUAUCUUGUGUAUGAGAUUAGAAUAUAAUUUAGGCCAACCAUUUUAAACACAUUAAUGAAGCCUAGAAAUAGGUUAAAUUAGUGAAAGUAACUUAAAUCUUGUCAAUGAGAAAAGAAAUUAUUACUCUAAUCUUUAGUUAUAAAUACUCCUAAUUAUUAGGUCCAAGCUAAAAGGAUGUACCCAUAUUUUAUAAUUCAAUUCAUUGUCCUUCUUUGAUCAAUCCAUUUAGAGUUUAAUAUUAUAUUUUUCAUUAGGUUUAUUUUUGAGCCAUCAUUAGUAUUUGCAUAAUUUAAUUUACUUUCUUUUUCAAAAAGUAGUUUAGAAAAUCAAUCAAAAGUUUUAAUUUGGAAAGUUUCCAAUAAUUUGCGAUAACCUGUGACUGGACUUAAAAUCAAGAAACUCCUCCGCCAUUCCUCAAGAGACACGAUACUCGGGGGAAAACCGAAAGAUUAGACUCCGUUUUACUACAAUGCCGCGUAAGCGGUUAUCAAUACCUACCAAUGUUUUCUGAUGGUCCUUAACGAGAUGAAGAAAAUUAACGUUCGGAAAACCAAUAUGGAAGUCAACCUUCGCUUCCUGAGGUCACUCAAACCCGAAUGGAAGAAAACAGUGAAACGAAUCAGACAAAAUAAAGAUUUGGAUGAGCUGACCAUCCACAAUCUUUACGACUGUCUAGGGGAAUUCUCUGAGGACAUUCGUGACAAAGUCAAUUCUUUAAAGGGAAAGAACAUUGUUGACACACUUGCCCUUCUCUCUACUGAAAAGAAAAGAAAAGAUCCCUAAGAUCUCCUUUCAAGUUGACUCAUCCGAUGAUGAGAAGAACAUGUCUGAUUCUGACCCUGAGAUCAAUGAAUUAUAGAAGGAGCGGGCUCUGCUGAAAAGUAUGAAAAAAAAGAUAAAUAAGAAGUUCACAAGGUUCAGAAAUUCCGCUUCAAACAACAAAAAAAGAACUUCGUCCUCAAACUAUUCUGACAAAGCUAGCAGACUGUCAGACAAAGCUGUCAAUGAUGAUAUUAUGAAGUGCUUCAAAUGUGGAAAUCCGGGACACUUUGCUAAAGAAUGCCAAUCUGCCAAGAAGAAGGACUUCAACUACUACAUGCAAAAGGCACAAUUGGCUAAGCAAAAAGAACAAGGUGUUGUUUAGAUGGCUGAACAUGAUAGCUGGCUGGAAGAUUUUGAUGACAGUGAUCCUGAUAACCUUGCAUUGAUGGCAAGAGUGGUUGACUCUGAAAGCGAAAGUGAUGGUUCUGAAGAAGAAAACAACGCAUCUUCAUUUUCUGAAAACGAGGUAAGUAGUUUGAAGUCUGAACUCAAUAAUCUCCAAACAAAGUGAAAAAUAAAUGAACUCAUCUCUCCUCUAAAGAAGGAGAAAAACAAAGUUAAGGAACUCGAGGACAGACAUAUAAACAAUACUAAGGUUCUGGAACAACUUAUGAUAGAAAGAGCUCAUCAAAAUGUGCGCUUAAAAGACUCACGCGAUAGGGUCACAAGUUUAGAAUCUGAAGUGAGUAAACUUAAGCAAUCUGUCCUUGACCUAACUAAGGAACGAAAUGAUUUUAAACGACAAUGUUCUGAAGCUGUUACUCGUUUUGAAAUGAUUAACAAUGAGUGUGGUCAUCUUUAUUCAAAGAUAAAGGAGUUAGAUGAUAUUUUAGCCAAGAAAGGACAAACUGAAGAAAUAAUUCAUGUUUUGAACAGUAAAAUCAAGGACACUCAAUUUUACAACCCUAGAGAAGGACUCGGCUUUCAAAAUCAUGAAAAUUUGAAGAAAAUUGAGUGUCCUCAAUCGUACGACAUAAAGUACAUGAAUCUAGGGUCAACCAAACUGAUGAAAUUUACUUAUGGUUCUGAAACUAUUAAGGAAGAGGAAGACAAAAGUAAAAAUAGAGCUAGAGCUGAGGUUAGUUUUGAUUACACUGCCCUCAAUGAUAGCUAUGCUACAAGGGAAAUUUCUUUAUCUGAUGACUAUGUUAUUUGCUCUUCUCCUGAAAAACAAAAUGUGUCCGAUAAGGAAUCAACCUCAACCUCAAAA
Molecule: messenger RNA, 2045 nt
Organism: Cuscuta europaea
Lineage: Eukaryota; Viridiplantae; Streptophyta; Magnoliopsida; Solanales; Convolvulaceae
Source: the annotation of a GenBank genome assembly